Messenger RNA from Haemorhous mexicanus (house finch), 1736 nucleotides. Its product is annotated as zona pellucida sperm-binding protein 4-like. NCBI's taxonomy places the organism in Eukaryota, Metazoa, Chordata, Aves, Passeriformes, Fringillidae. Gene Ontology annotation, biological process: prevention of polyspermy; binding of sperm to zona pellucida. The record is from RefSeq and is a predicted model, not a curated record. Gene Ontology annotation, molecular function: structural constituent of egg coat; acrosin binding. Gene Ontology annotation, cellular component: egg coat.
AUGCAUGAGAAUGAUCAAAUGGAUACUGAAGGGAAGGCACAUGUUCUGCAGAAUGUCUCUGGCUGUGGGCUCUUGGCAUCUGGGACUCCAGAUGGCUCCGGGAAAGUAUCAGUCUCUCAUGCAGGCUGUUAUGUCUUUGAGUGGCUGAGCGAUCACAAUUACCUUAUACUGCUUGGGCUUGAAGGAACAGAUGGCCAAAAUGUUCUUCAUGAAGAGACACUGCUCAUGUGUCCUGCAGACAUUCCUGUCCUGGAUGCUCCAAGCAGCGGCAUCUGUCUGGCCGUUCCCAGCCAGCACUGGCUGCCGUGUGCUUCCCCUCCCAUCAGCCAGGGAGACUGUGAGGCACAAGGCUGCUGCUCUGACCCCAGAGACAGGGUGAAGCCUUGCUACUUUGGUAACACAGUGACAGCUCAUUGCACACCAGAUGGCCAGUUGUCCAUUGCUGUUUCUCGGGAUGUCAUCCUGCCCCCUGUUGUCCUGGACUCAGCGCACCUGGCCAGUGGACACAGUACUGGCUGUGUCCCUGUCCUAACAAACAGCGCCUUUGUCGCCUGCCAGUCUCCGCUCUCUGCCUGUGGCACUGCAUUCCAGAUGACUGCAGACUGGGCCAUAUUUGAGAAUGAGUUGGUGGCAAGCAGGGAUGUGAAGACUGGGAGCCUUGGCUCUGUCACUAGGGAUAGCACUUUCAGGUUACGUGUCCAAUGUACUUAUUCCAUCAGUGGGAGCUCCAUUCCCUUGAGUGUUCAGGUCUUCACGUUGCCACCGCUCCCUGCUGUGUCCCAGCCAGGUCCUCUGUCUUUGGAGCUGCGUGUUGCCUCAGAUGGAAGCUGUACUUCCUACUAUACGGACAGUGACUAUCCUGUUGUGAAGACUCUCAGAGACCAUGUUUAUGCAGAGGUCAAGAUCCUUCAGGGAACAGACCCAGACCUGAUUUUAGUUCUGCACCACUGCUGGGCCACCCCAAGCCCCAACCCCCAGCAACAGCAGCAGUGGCCAAUUUUUGGUGGAUGGUGCCCUUAUGCAGGGGACAACUAUCAGACACAGCUGAUGCCUCCCGGUUUCACCUCAGGACUACUGUUGCCCUCUCAUUACCAGUGUUUCACUCUCUACACAUUCACCUUUGUGGACUCCAAUUCCCAUGAGAAACUCUCUGGGCUGGUGUUCCUGCACUGCAGUGCUUCUGUGGGCCACCAGUCUGUAAAGGAGUCCUGCAUGGCCACUUGUCCUUCCAGAGUCAGUAAGUGCCCUGGCCUUCUGCUCCCUAGCCAAAGGGGCAGCAAGGGCCUAGUCUCCAAGCUGGGGAGGAGGAGACAUGUAGCCUAUGGAGUAAUUCCCUGAAGGCAUGGGCAGCUUGACAAAGCAUUUCCUGCUCCUUUCUACUGACUAAGGGCUCUUCGUAUGCCCAAAAGACAGAGGUCUUCAUGGGCUCUUAGCUGAGCUGUGUGGGCUCACAUGGAAACUGUGCCUUCAGAGCUUCCCGUGUGUUGGGAAGCUGACCCGGACAAAGUUUGCUGACCUUCAGGGCCAUACUUCUUCUUACCUUCAACCUUCACCUUGCUCUGUAGGGGGUAAAAGGAGUGCUCAGCAUCCUUUUCAGGAAGGUACUUCCCAUGUCUCCAGCAAAGGCCUGUGAUUUUCCUCCAGCAUGAGCUAGGUCAAGACACAGCCAAGGAUGGCCUUGGUAAGUGUGGCAGCAGGGCAGGGGAAGGGGCCUGGUCUAAGGCUUUUCUGCAGAA